Messenger RNA from Amoebophrya sp. A120, 30379 nucleotides. The record is from the annotation of a GenBank genome assembly. NCBI's taxonomy places the organism in Eukaryota, Dinophyceae, Syndiniales, Amoebophryaceae.
AGUCUCAUCCCCUAGCUGUCCCCUCAAUCACGUAUUUUGAUUAUUUCUUCUACUUCCCCAGUAGAAGCGGUAUUUGUGCUCAUAGAGGGUUAGUACUACAUCUAACUACAACAGUUAGUCCACAAUGAUCCUCUGUUCUAUCUUGUAACUAGCGGCACGAGGAGGUACAUACAACAAGGAAGGACGGCAGCGAAAUGAAGACCAUGGCCGCGGCCACGAAGAGGUGGAAGACCAAGACGGCUGGUUUUUGUUCAACCACACGGCUACUUGUUUACUUAUUUUCGGCCGCACGAGGACCGCAGCUCAUCAGGGGUCAACAAGGGGAUCAACAUCAUGAUCAAAAUCACCGUCCUCGCCGGGAUAUGCAUUACAAAAGUUGUAUCUUCGCACUCGUAUAAAAAUAAAUGCAUCACAAAUUUCGAUUUCCUCAGCAUGAUGAGAAAUAGAAUGUGUAAUGCGGACUUAAUACCUGCUGCUGCUGCUGCUGCUCAAGGAAAAGACUUGUUAUGCAUGACUGCAAUUGGAAUUGCUACGAGUGCGAUAGUACAUUUGCAGUGCAUACGGGACGCCCGGAAGUUUCUCAGCCCCGACAUCCAAGUUGAGCAGCAGCCCGAAAGUUUUGUCGAGCAGCCCGAAAUUGAAAGCGUUGUCGAGCAGCGGGGGGCAGAGCGAAUACCUCUAGUAGGGGCGGGCCUCCGUGAAGAUGAUGUUGACGUGCUGGCUGACACCAGCGAGCAGUCGCAGCGGCUUUUACAGCACGCGGGGUUCUUGCAACAGCAGGUAGAAGAAGAAACCGAAGCAACUACGACCACUCUUGCUUCUACGUUGUCGUCAGCGGCUGCAACUAGUACUUCGUCAGACUUUUUGGAAGAGCAAAAAGCCUCGUCCUCCAUUUGGGUGGAUGAAGCCGGCGAAGUUGUUGAUGCUGUAGAAGCUGGAGGUCGUGCCAGCACCAGUAACGACCACGAUUUUCUUCUGAUGUCGGGGUCAACAUCUUCUGCUACUGGUACGGCUUCGGCUUCGGCUUCGUCAGGGGCGUCCGGGGGCAGUGUGGAGUCCUCGUCCUUUGUCACGCGGCAGGUCAAGACGGCAGAAGCGACGAAUCAUGGUGAAGGAGCGACGGAGCGGACCUCGCAUACUUCAGUGCUGCUGCCUCCGUUGUCGGCGGGACUGGGGAGCGGUGUUGGGAACGGCAAAAACAAACUCAAUCUCGCUCCAAAGACGGCAGAAGCGACGAAUCAGGGUUCAGUACCUCAAGGAGGUCAAGCUCCUCUGCCGACUUUGCUAGGCGCAGGCCGAGUAAGGCCGCAGGUGGGCCCACCAUCCUCGAAAGAUGGGCAGAAGAUGGAGCAAACCAAUGCCAAUGUGGAGCAGGCGCGGGCGGGGCGGGCGUCCCGGUAUGCAUCUCCAAGGGAUAAAAAUAUCGGAGUAAAAACGAUUGGCGGAGGUGGAGUUGUUGCUGCGACCGGCGAAAAAGAAGCUCGGGGUAACGGUAAAGGACAAGAAAUCAAACAUGAUACAAAAACAAAAAGUGAAAAGAGUGGACCGUCUUCGUCUAUGGCAGUGUCAGGAUCGAAAUCGACAAAGUUGAAGUAUAGUAGUUUGCACUUCAUCAUGCAUGAAAUGCGAGCGACAGGCAAAGUGUGCCUCUACUAAACAGCCGGCAAGUGAGGCCGAUAAUUGUACACCUCUUCAGAAGUAGAGGUAGUAGAAAUGGAGCUAGUGACGAACUAGCACUAGCACAGAACAAGCAGUCUGCUUUAUUUCUCCAACAGCAUCAGCAUGACAGACUGGCUUUCGGAUCUUCCAAAAUGUGACACAGCCCGCUUGAAAAUUGGGGUCGGUAACUGGAACUGGUCGUGUCGCCCGGUGUCUUUGUUUUAUUUUUAUGUACUGUAGAUAUAAACAUCAGCAGCAGCUUUUUCUUUUUGUUUUUAUUCAACUUUGUGGAUUUCAGUGCUGACAUGUUCCAUAUCGUUUUGGUUUCCGUCCUUUUCAUCGCUGAAGGACAACGUGUCGUCGCUGAAGAACAAGGCCCUGGCGCAAGUGGAAAAGGUGAAGAAUUCGGCCGUGGGCCUUGGUUCGCAUAUGGUGAAGAAAUUCAAGGAGUCCGAGUUCGUCAAGAGCCUGAGGCGCCACGCCGGCCAGGCUCUGGACAAAGCCAAAGGCGCCGCGGAGCAGGCUACACUCAUGGGCAUGCAGGCGUUGGACAACUACGUGAGGGGCAACCCGUGCCAGCUGCCGAUCUCCCUGGACAGCGCGCCCACUACUGCUCAGGAAGAUAACCAAGUGAUCACAGCCGGGCCGCAGCUGUUUCUCGCUACCAGGCAGGUUACUUUGCCGAAUGGGCAAACUCGGGCGCAGACCAAAUUCGUCGCGGCGCCGUCCAGGGACACCGGCACGUGGAAAAGUUUCUUUCUGCAGCCGUGGAUCGGGAUGUUUGACGAGAAGAAGUCCACGACCCUGUCCUCGUCUGAUCCUCAUACGACGAGAUCUUCAACCGAUGCCGCAGCUCCUGCCACUGCUGGUGGACGAGAGGAGAAAAAUUUCGACAAAACCGAGUGGCACGCCGUCGCCGUGCUGUCUGGGGGUCUCAAGCAACAGACUGUCUGUUCGGCCGGGCUGGUGCCCGUAACGGCCUCCCUGGUGCGGCACGCCGCGCCCUUCACGAGUCCGGCAGGUUGUCGCAGCCUCGAACGCGCUUUCGUGAAAGACCCGCAGCCGGUCCAGGAAGUGAUCAGCUGUCCCACGCCCCUCUAUCCGCUGCAAAUCAUUUGUCGGGGUCGGGAAGGUUGUAAUGCUAAUGCUAGGCCGUGAAGGUGAAGGAUGGAUCAUGUCAGCAGCCACGUCCGUGAUGAUGAUGAACGAAGAUCAUGGGCGGCAUACGCGCCGCAUUGCAAUACGCUGACGCAACAAACUUGCUGCAUGAUGGUACUAAAUGUUCUUUGCGCUAGUAUUUUGCAGUUCGUCUUGUUCAUCAUCGUCCGCAUAGCACGACCAGGCUAGGUUUCAAAAAUAUUUGCAUGACAGCAGGAGGAUCAGGAACAAGGAAGACUACGUUUUCGUGCCGAUGCAUCACAGAUGGAUUUCAGACAUGCUUCCAGCCGAGGCGCAAUUUCGCAGACCUGGCAUUUGCAAAUUUCCUUUUCCAGACCCAGACACAUUUGCAAUGCAUAUUCUCCAAGAAGGAGCAAAAGGCUGGAGCAAAUUUGCCGCAGGAAUGGCUGGUCGCUUCGUCGCAAACGUGGAUCGGAUGGAGCACAUUGACGAGAAAUAUCCUGCUGAGGAAAAACUACGUCCCAACCCAGGUUUGUCAAGUGCAAAUCUGCAACUGCAUCAUGCCUGCAAUGUCGUCGUGCCACUCACGCGCGGACUCGAUUUGAGAAGCAUUUUGAUUUUCUCACACUAUCGGGGAGUUUGUCAUGCGGCCAGAAUCAGGAUUAUUACUUAGGCGAAGAUCGGUUUAAGGUGCUGCUGCUGCUGCAGCGCUAGCUAAUAAACACGAAGACUGCACGUACACGACUGUGAUGGAGGAGGUCCAAACUUGGCACGCCCGACAUCAGCCAACUUGUUUAUACAUAGGUAGGUAGGUACUAAUAUUAUACGCCGGCAUUAUACAGUCCAUGAAGGUCUUGUUGCCUCUGGGUCGGAAAUAAAAACCUUUUUCCGCAGGAUUGGAAAAUUCACUUUCGCAUCGCCGCAGAGGAGGUCGGGCCGGAGUUUGAAACCUUCCAAGUGGCGCAAAGGAUUCUCCUGUCCUUUCCCUCCAAGACAGACAAGGAAAUGCCCGCGAAAGCGACCAUGGUCGCGGAACUCGAAUUACACAGCCGGCUGGCCGUGCGCGCGGCGCUCGCGACCGGGGCGUUCGACUUGGACCAUGGUGCGGGGGCGGUCUCCCUGCGCAUUCUGGACGAAACAAGUACGGGGACGAACGGGUUGAAAUACAACGACGUCGCUGCCUACACGAACAGCCACAAUGGUUACACGGCUCUGGUUUUCCAGUCCCAUGCGUACUGUCCACUGAUGCAGCGCAAGAAGACGGUGGAGUGGAUGGUCGUGGGAGAAGGGGGUAAUAGAUUGAAAGUGUCUAUGGAUCAGACGAAAACGCGGCCUUUGAUUUUAUCGACACGGAUGGUAGAUUGGCGCUGGAUAUCAAAUGUAAAAAUGUCUGGGUCUGGAAGAAUGCAAGAUUUGUGAUGCAGGUUUUCCAUGAGCCAUGAGGUCUAGAAUGCGAGACCCAGCAUGGCAGAUUUUUUGAGGUCUCUAUCAUCCCUUUCCUGCAUGAGAAACUCCCUCUCAACUUGGUCAAAAGCGGACAGCUUUUGGCGCUCACGCAACACAGAUUUUUACAUCAUUCAGAUUUAGCAUGACAAGUUCUAACCUUCCAGACCCAGACAUUUUUGCACUGGAUACUGGAGGAACCGGGAACAGGAAGAUCCGAACCCAAAGUCGACGAAGUUCUUCGCGCAGUUGCAAGAGCUUGGCGCAGAAGCUAAAGCAUUCUGGCACGGGAGUCGUCCCCUCGUAAACGAUUUUUUCGAAGAUUACAAGCGGCAGUCGGGCGUGUUGCAGAAAGAAUGGUACUUCCAGGAUCAGCUGGACCGAUUUCUCACAAAGACUUUUCCCAAAGGUGAGUCUGUAACUGAGAUGGAAAAAGCGCAGCAGCGCAUUGGCGCGAUCCUGGACAAAGCCACGAGCUACCUGGUCCUAGCGGACUUUGAACCAUCAAGCGCUGACAGGGAGAUGCCACACCUGCCCUGUGAUUGCUCCGCUCUGCCGAUACACCAGAACUUUGCCGCCACUCGAUCGGACGUGGCGGCAGGCCGGAAAUUGUUGAUUGGAGAGCUUGUUGUCCCGCAUGACGAAGAUGCAGACGAGCUCUUGGACGAGGCAGCGAACAAUGCGGACUGGUGCGAAAAGCAUUUAGCCGGCAAAGUCAUCGCUGAUGGUUUGGACAAGAUGAGAGUGACGCUGGAUCAUGUUGGAGGCAACGGAGCAGGUGCUGUCAACACCGCCAAACCUCCCAAACAAGCUCUCAAGUUAUGCCUACGCACCGGGGACCACGUCGCCCAGGAGGUUACCAGAUACAUUCCCGAAGACAUGUUGCUAGCUGCACUGGAUCUGCAUCGAAGCGGUGACGAACCAACAAGCGGUCCGAAGCCCCCAGCAAUUGUGAAGGUGGAGUCUGUGAAGCCUUAUGCCGGUGCCGCACGGACGCCGCGUUUCGGCCGCUGCCAGCUGCGCCUGAUGGCGAGCAGCGACGACCUGCUGUCAGCGUUUACGCAUUGCAAAAGUAUCGCACUUCUAGUAUAAAUCACAUCACAGAUGAAAAUAAUGACUUUGGCAAGAAGAUGAAAAGUGAAGCUUGUAGCGCUAGUACAUUACCUAAGAUAGGCAUAGGGGAUUUAUUCUCCUGCUGCAUGACCGCAAUUAUUACGCUUGCGAUACUUUAUUUACACUGCACAGCGUUUAUGAAAUGCAAAAGCAUCGUACUAGUAUGAUAAAUCGCAUGACAAAUUCCCUCAGCGUGAAGAAUGGAAUUUGUAAUGCGGAUUUCCCUUAAGAAAAAGAUUUGUAAUGCAUGACUGCAAUUACUACCCUUGCGAUACUUUUACACUGCACAGCGUUUGUCGAGGAGCAAUUGCGUGACAUUCGUGCCGAAACUGCUAGGAAAGAAGAGAAAGAGUCAGUGCGUGCCUCGAGACUCUCAAGUGUCAGAGGCGAGCUAGUAAAAGAGCUAGACGCUCACGUUCGUCAGAAAAAGGCAGUGGAGAGCGACAUGGCCUCCAAACACAUGGAGCUGCCGGAAGAUGCACAGCAAUGCGAGAGAGAACUGAAGGAACUGUAUGACAAACAAGAACUGAUCCAGUUACGGGCGUUGGGACCAAAUCGAAGUGCAAGAGCCGACGCAUCGAAUCGAGGUUCCACUCUUGACUCAACACGAAGAAGAGCCGACGAUUUUUCGGAAGUCGAGGAGGGGCAGCGUAGCAGGGACGACGCCGAGGAGCUGGACGAGUUGACCUUGAAUGAAAAGUAUUUGACCCCGCUGAAAGCAAAGCUGGACGAGUGUGCGGACCGCAUCAACCGCAUAUACCCACCAGGAACACCGUCAGCGUGGAGUAAAUUGACGGACUACCAUGGUUCGGAAAAGGCCAAGCAAAUUCAGAAGGAAGAGGAGCAAAGAAGGUAUGCAGAACUUCUGCGCGUGCUGGACGAGGCGCUGUCGAAAGAUAUCGAAGCCUAUCAGGACAAGCUGCCGAAACGGGGGCAAGACCACCCAGACCCCCAACAACAACAACAAGGUCCACGGUUGCAGGGGUUGAGAAAGUUGGGCGCCAUUGCGAUGAACGCUGUGGAGGAGAAACGAAGAAAGAUACAAGAGGCCAUAUCAAAUGCAAAAAUGUGUGGGUCUGGAAGGUUGCAACUUGUGAUGCUGCAUUUGGAUUCCAAAAAAACUUCGUAUUGCAUGAGCAGCAAAGACAGAGAAUGCAAUUUUUGCUACGCAGAGAGGACAUUUGUCAUGCGGACUAGGCAUCAAGAUGCCCUCAAAAAAUCUGUGAUGCUAGGGCAUGCAUCACAGACAUCAUGGGUCAUGGAAAACCUGCAUGACAAGUCCCCUGUCUCGCCCAUCAAGAUCCCUAAUCCGUAGCUCCUAGACGUUGCCUGGCCCGCGAAUGACUCCACGGCAGCCGGAUGUCUAUAACCCGCUCAGGAAUUAACUUCAGCAUGAUUUUUAAAAAAAAGUAGGUACUUUUUUCUUUACUUAUUUAAAUUAAAUUAGCUAUGUAGAAACCCACACUUUGAACUAGCUAGAUCGAAGGUCGACCAGGUCCUUUGCGGAUGCGUCCCGCAACGCUGGAGAGGGUCGAAGACGGUUCGCGUUGGAGGCCAUUUUGGUGGUCUAUUUCUAUUGAAUUGCUCGACCGGAACGACACCUAUGAGAAGCGUGCCCUACUUCGGUUACCUGCUGGGCAAGAUUUGAUUCGGAUUCUUUGCAUAGACAUCAAGCAAAAAAACUGUGAAAAUUGAGCGAAUAAAGGGAAAGCUCGGUGAUAAUUUGAAUAUUCAUGGUGUAGGAGUAUGGAUUUCAGUGUGAAUGUACUGCGUUUGAUCUGUUUCAGGGCCUGGCGAGGUUAGAACUUCCCAAUUUUUGUAGUAUUUUUAGCAAGAUCCCACGAGCAGACUACGACAAAUUGACUCAUCAAAUUGCAUUGUUUUUGUAUAUCUAAACAAAGCGACCUCAAUUUUCACAGUAAACAAGCAUACUCCUCUCUCAAUCGAGUACGAAUAUGGGAACAAGACCGGGACAAAUUGAACAAGCAGUACUGCGUGCUGUUUUGGAGCUAGUGGAGGACGAUUUUGAGGUGCAUGUCGUCGCCGAGUCCAAAACUGAUCUAUAUACUCGACCUAGAUUACAUGGACCUCUACAACUACUGGCAGGCGGUGGCUCCCAGCACUACGAUUGGGUCGGUAUCCAGCUCAAAACUAGCAUGAACUGGAGUCAGGAAUGGGUUCGGCGAUUGCGAUACGUGUUGAACCACCAACGUGAUGCACUGCAUGGACACUUGUUGUUGGGGUUUUGUGAAGCCGAACCAGAUCAAAUCUUCGUCGAGUCGGUGCACCGAUACAAGUCCUACGAGGGAUACGAUGUGGAGGGGAAGAUGAAAACGAAGUCGGAGGCGCAGGCGUACCUGCGGAGGGCUCAUUGGGGAGAUGAUUUGGUGCACUAUCCGCAGCCGACUGGUAUGCUUUCCGCUUACAGUCCGCAAAACCGUAUCGAGAAAAUGGCCCGUAAAGCGUUUAUGGACAAGCUUGCUGGCUCGACUAUCGAAUACAUGCCCACAAGUGCGGAGUCUGGCGCUGUCGACGGCGAGAUCAAGGUAUCUGGUGGCACGCACCAGCUUUGGCGUGAUAUGGCAUGAAUUUGUGACACAACACCCACUAAAUGCCCAAACUACACAACAAGUGCAUGCAAUCAGGGAGCUUUGCAUGCAAGUUUAAACCUAUCAAAGCGCACUGCUUCGCGAUAAGUACUACCACGUAGAUGGGUUGUGUUUCUUGCCGGAAGCUUUGAUACCUAUCCAGGAGAAGGUUUUGACAGCCAGGACCGAGCGCGGCAAACAAAUCGUAUCCAACUAGAGACAUGAAGUAGAUGCAAUCUAGCAUGACAAAUUAGAUUGACUAGCGCUUUUGAUGUAGUUGCCGACGCUGGACAUAGUCUGGAAGUGCGCUCGAUGUGGUCUCGCAUGACAAGCUAGUAUGCUUUCUACUUCGUUUUUUUUCUUCCAUGAGAAGGACUUCGGUGCCCACUUCGCAGGUAUCAAGGUGGUUUCUGCGCACUAAUGUCUUCCUUCUCAGUAUUGAAUUGCUACCUAAUCCCAGCGCAUCCAUGAAAUUUCCACCGGUUGGCAAACUCAUAUGCAGUACGUACCAAAACCGCCAACUCCAGAGCAUCCGGAAAGCCCUACUCCGAUUCCGACGCGGAUUUUUUGCUUCUCCACUGCAGAACAGCUCCAGAACCAAACCAAUUUGGAGAACUACACGGCUCGGCGCUAAUACCAUGGCAUGUCUUGGUGGAGGGGGGCUAUGUUGCAACAAAAGGAACUAGGUACUUUUUUGUGUAUGUCUAAUGCUGGAUACAGAUUAAAGGGUCACUCUAUAGGAUAACGCAGCGCGUUUCUCAUGCAAUAUGGGACAAAAAUAGGCACUGUUUUUUUAUGAGAGAAAGAAAAGCACAAAUAUUACGACACAGGACUGCAGCUGCAACAGCAGGACGGACGAUUCUUGGCAUCUAUCCGACUGCUCCUGGGGUGCGAACCCCACGACCGAAUGGACGACUCGAACGAUAUUACGCUCCAUGCACGAACGUUCAGGCUUUUCAGGACCGACUCAAAGAGAUUAUUUUGGCGGUUGAGAUGCCCUUUCCUACCGAUUCACAGCUGAGCAGCACUACAGCAUCUUCAAGCAGAACGAGAUCACGAAGUAGCCACCGAUAGCCGGGCUGUUGUGGUGAACAGGAGCAGAGUACUGGAAAAGAGGACGCAGAUUUUUGAUUCUUCCGCGGAAGAGGAGUAUCAAAAUGCCAUACCAUCUGGUGUACACAGUGCAUGUGAUUUUGUGGCUGUUUACUACAAAAGAACAUUCAAAAAUGGUUGAUGAAGUUGAAUAUUUGUUAAUUUUCUCCUGAGGAGAGGAGUGCUCGCGGGGUAGUUUGUCAUUAAAAAGCGCCACCAAUCUUGUGCGAUUACUGUGGCAGCUAGUCCUGAAUUUCUAAAUUCAAAUUUAAUUUUUACCUUCAUAAGCAUGACACAUCAAGUGAUAAAACAUAUUUUUUCUUCGAAAAUGGAAACGAAAACAUCGCGCCUAAAGCCGUGUUUUAAUCGUAAUCAACUAUAUUUUUUUAAAAUUUUGUAGUGCGAAACAUCGACGUACAAGUCGUUUUUCAUUUCUAUUUUUUUAAAAUUGUGAUCAGUUUCACGUAAAAGGAGCACUAAUAAAGGAACUUUCUAGCUCCAGUGCUCCUGGUCGAGGGGAGUUCUCCUCCAUAAAAUAAAAUUAAAUAAUAUUUUGUAGUGAGUCGCCGGUGCGGAAAAAAUCGGGCUUAGCUUCCCGAUAAAGUGUAAAAUACGUUGUAGCUUAUAACCUGUUGACCGUAGAUGUUGUGUGCAGAUGUGAGUUGCUGUUUCAAGAACUAUCUACGAGCCAAAACUCCAUCAAUACGUAAGGUUUUAUUUUUGGUUUUUCAUACCAGAAAGUCAACUACUUCGCACCAUUGUUCCCGGACGGUUUGGAACCACCAGCACCGGGCGCGGGACUGCCAGGCGGGUUCCGACCGUUCUUCUUGUCGUUAUCCUUCUUCACCUGCCGGGGCGGGGUUUUCGGCUUCACGAAAUGUAUCACAAUGAAAAGACGCAGCUUCGCAUGGUUGUGUGACCUGUGCCGCAUGAUCUUGAUUAUUUCAGCAUCACAACAAGCCCACAAAGAAAAAAUCCAGCGUUUUUUCUUUAUAGAAUGAUAUAUCAACCAGAUGAAGCUGCGUUUUUUCAUUUUGCAUACACAUGUUGUAGAGUUUUUCCAGCGUGUUCAGCGCGGGCUUCGCCGGUGAUUUGUUUUUCGCAUUGGCUCGUUUCUUCACGAAGUCGUCGGCGGCGAUGAUGAAACAGCCUUCCGGAAUGGGGAUCAGUUCGUUUCUGUUGGGAGCGUGGAUGUCGAUCCGCUUGAACCAGCACUCGUUCUUCUUCAACUUGAACUCCCGGAUGGGGAAGGGGAGGAGGUUCAAAGCGACGUUUUCGUCCAACCCGAGGUCAUUGUCGGUCAAGCUCAUCUCGGGAGCUAUUUGGACGACAUUGGGUCUCACCCUCCAGUGGAUCCGCAACUUGUCCAUGCCCGCCCCCUGGUUCACGCGGUGGGAUCUGAUUUCGCACAACCAGUUGAUUUGGGAGGUGAGCCUCCCAAAUUGGUAGAUGAUGGUCGGCUUGUGGCGUUCUAGCUGUCCCAGGUCGGGGUUGAUCGGAUUGUUGAUUCCGCCUUCCGGACGACCCAACUGCGGCUGGAACAUCACGUUCCGGGGUGCCACGCCAGUGUUAUUGGGAUCCGCGGGCGCCAGUCCAAUCGCCGGCUGGAUCCUCACCUCCACUCGUUCACCACCCAGCACCUCGACGAUCUCCUGUCGCAACGCCAUCCGGUCAGGCGUCAGAUUACCCGUCACGAUUCUCCGGUACAACUCCUUGCGAUUAUCCUUGGUCAACCGCGUCAGCAGGUCCUUGCUCAGCAUCUGGCUAGUAUGAAACUGAAAAACCUUCCAAAGUUAGAUCGAGGUGAAAAUUUGCAUCACAAAUUCAAAAAAAAACUUCACUCCACUGAUGUAGCUUUAAUUUUAGUGAUCAGCUGCACACGAAUCCGCAUGACAGAUUUGUCUCUGCAAUGCAUGACAGACACGACGAAGCUUGGAAGUGUUUUCAGAUAGAUAGGUCGCGACAUUUCCUCUCCAGAUUUUGUGCAGUGCCUGGAGCUGGAAGAACGUACUGAAUCCAUCCCAGUGAUCCAUGGCGACCCCAGUAGGCGUGAUCCACGUGUCGUUCGCCAGCUUCACGAUGUACGCCGGCGGAUCGAGGACUGCCAGCACGGGUAGCUGGCCGCCGUAGAUGCGACCACCUGCGAUUAUAUUUGUUGAAUAUUGAAACGAUGCGCAGUGAUUAGAGUGAAAGCUUUUGUUUUUCAUGCUGCUUAAUCAUACCGAAGAAAGAAACGUCAUAUUGUCGUGCAUUUUUGUAUAGUGCGAUCAUUUGUAUUUUACUGGGCACCAGCACAUAAAAAGGAACUGAAAAAGCAUAUACUUGCCAUGUUUCGUCCAUAAGUCUUGAUGUGGUCCAUCUCAUACGGCAUGUAGAACUCCUUGUUGGCCGGGUUUCCGUAGACCUUCAGGCGGGUCAGCUGGAACCAGUCAUCGUCAGAGGCACACACACGGUAGUACUCGUCACUGAAUUCGUAGUUGUUGCCGACGUACGGGUUGAACACGAUAAACUCAUCCGGGUUUUCCAAGCGCGUUCCGAAGCGGAAAACUUCAGAGAUUUUAUUUCCGCAUCUGCGCAUGAACGAGAGCUCCUCCUUCGUCUCCGACGGUCCAUCGAGGAUUUCGAACAUCUUGCAGGCCUUGAAUCCGAAUUUGGCCGGCUGGGUGGCGGUCCACGUGUCAUCGGCCAUGUCGUCCAGCAUCGCGGAUAAUUGCAGGGGUGCACUGUGGUAUAAGAGAUAGUUUUUUUUGUCAUGCGCAAGAUCAUUUGACUAGGGAGAUUGACCAUCAGAUACACAACAUGAAAAACACUGGAUGGCCUAGGGUAAAAAUGAAGUCAGUAUGUGCCUGGUUUUCUUGUUCCACACCUUCUGCCCCAUGUUCCGCAUCAUGUCGUAGCACUGCGUGAUCAUCGUGUACUUCUUGUUGGCCUUGAUCCGCGGUUCACCCUUCUGCUUCAGGUACUCCCCAAAAUUGUUCGAGUUCAUCGCCUGCGACUUCUGCAUGUCGGCCACAAUUUUUUCGAAUUCUUCGGGGGUAACCGGCCACAUUUUUUCCGGGCAGAUCGUGAUCGGUGGCCAGUAUCGCGGGUGCGACUCGGCGUGCUCGAUUCGAUCGAGUUGUUUCGAAACUGUGUUGCAAAUUGACAUUAUUUUUUUGGAUUUCCCCUACAUCAGGAGCUGGCUAGAUACAACUUGCAUGCGUGGUCAUGGGAGAUGUGCUGUAUUUAGCAUGACAAACAAAGCAAUCAAAGACGAAACCUGGAAAACUUUGCAUGACAAAAUAAAAGCAAAAAUAUAUAGAUUAUAUAUGCCAUACCAAUCGCGUCGUCGUUGGCGUGUCGCCCUCUUUGCCGCACGUUUUCGUUUUGCAUGUGAAAGCUGUUCGUAGUGAUCGGUAAACAAGCAACGAAACCACCUCCCGCUUUCAGUAUGGCAGACCGCAUAAAAUAAAGAUACUCGAAUAGAGAGUAUUCUUUUGGUUUCCAGCAAGUUUCACUCUCCCACUCCCAGAGAUUAUCAAUCUCAUAGCUUUCGCGAAUCUGCGACUCAUUGGUAAACUCGCUUAUCGGCAAGGAGUAGAACACUUGGUCGACCCAUUGUUCCACCAACUCUUCCCCGUUCUCCCACUUCCCCAACGUUCGCAGAUUCCGCUUCGCAGACACGGUCGGGUUGAACAUCAUGGGAAUGAAUUGUUUUAGCUUCACGAGCUGCUCGUCCGACACCUCCAGGUCCCCGUACGUCAACUCCACCCAAAACCCCAACUGGGGGUCGUACCGGUCGGAAUAUGCAAUACAAAACUGGCACCAUCACUUCCGCCUUGCAGCAUCACAAAAAGCACAGAUAGAAGUCAGUAAAUGUUUUGGUUUGCAUUCUGGGAAAGAUGACAGUUUUGCAUAUCAUAUCCAGAGAGCAAAACUCACAACCUUCCGGUAGAUUUUCCAGGAGGAUGACGUGUACAUGUUCCCGCGAAUGUACUGCUCCGCCAGGUGGCUCAGCAGCUGGUAGUUCAUGUGUUUUCCCUUUUUCUUGUAGAUGUUCUGGAUUUCCACCGUGCUGUACUUCUUGCCAAGCUCGGCGGUGGGGUCGUCAAAAAAUCUGCGAGCGGUGUCGACCAAAACCGGAUCCGUCAGAACUGGCGUGAGCCGCCCCGUGGUUUCGAUUUUGUGGAUCAAAAAACUCAGGUCACAGUGGGCUGCAGUAACGUCGACGCAGGCGUCCAACUCCUCCUCACUCAAAUUGAGUAGACAAGUCAAAGUUUCCGCAGGUGGGUAUGCAGAUGAAAAACAAACCAAGUGCAAAUUUGUCAUGCAAAAAAUGAAGAAAGAUCAAGACUAUGACAGCCACGAUGUAAGACAUUUGUCAUGCCAUUUAUGCGAUAGUCAGGUAAUAAGGCAUCUACACUUGGUAUUUUUUUCACCCCAUAUGUAUCCUCUCCAACCGAUCGGAUUAUUUUCCUGGAGGUCCCUGUCGGUCUGCGCAACCACCUCUCCACCCUCACGCUCGAUGAUCUGCUUCACUUCGUCCGGGUUCAUGUUCUCGAUGUUCGCAUACUUCAAGGAUUCCACCGGAUCGGUCAGAGCGCUGAGAUACAUCAACCACUUCCCCUUGUUUGGCUUCACCAGUAUGAAAAUGUAAAACUUACGGCGAAUAGAAUGUAGUCAGAAGUCAUGAGGGGGUAAUGCAUCUUGAGCCCACCUGCGCAUCAUGCUUUCUCUGCAUGACAAGUCGUUGCUUUUCCACAUUCAACAGCAUGAAAUUCUUGCAUGCAAGUAUGUAGCUACAGUGUCAUGCUGGAAGGCUAUCUGAAACCGACUAGAUGCGAGCACAUAGUAGCACUAUCUAUGCGCUUUGCUUGCAGACUAUUCGUCGUGUUUUACAUUGCGCAAGAGCCCGCGCAACGAUAGCCGCACCUUGCCACCGGGUUGCGUUGUUGUGCGUAAUCAUCUGACCUGAAAUAUGAUUCAUUUUGUGACAUGGUUGAAGACAAAAACAGGCCGUGACGCUGGGGAAGAUAAUAUAGAUAAUCUAGAUAGCAAGCUCAUUAAAGUGUACUAAAUUGAUGAGAAAAAAACUGAAUCCCGGCGCCAUACUGGCGCAGCGCGGGCAAAAAAGCGCGACUGGCAAAGCUGGCGUGGUAGGAAAGCAGACGACUUUUCGUCUGAAAAAGGCAAAAAGACUAAAGUGAUCAAUUUUGAUCAAUUCUGAAAGCCAAUCCGCAUGCUAUGGUGCUCUGGAGAGGCUUCGGACCUGUGAAAAAACCUAGCACGAAGCAAAAAAGAGUCCAUUUUUGACGAUUUUCAAAAGCUAGCCCCGAGCUAACGAGGUUGAUUUUUUCGUUCGGACCUGUGAAAAAACUAGUUUUCCGGAUCCGGUAGAAACGAGCCUUGAUUCUGGCUCCAAAAAUUGACCCGUUCCACGACCUGAGUAGGUCUAUUCAUUACAGAAAUACCAACCCCCCCUAGAAGGGGCGUCUCCUCGUCCUGGUCAUCUAGCGGAGAAAGUGAUUGUUUUUAUUACAAAAAGUGCUGGUUUGUCAAAGAUCAAAAGACAAGAAGAAAGUAGGUUCUUUCUGUGAUGCUGCGCCUUUUGUAUAUGGAUCGAAUCAGUACCAGUAGGGAGAUGUAUACUGUACAUGUCUAAGGAAACAACUUUUGUUAUAGCUUACGGUCCCGAAAAGCAGCUUCUGCAUUCUGGUAGUCCCCAUCUCGGACCAUUUGAUCACGGAACGGGCGGUGGACGUUCGGGGUCGGCCCCAAUUCCUCCGCGAGCAGAUCACUGGCGAGCUUCAGCAGCUGCGCCUGGAUGCUACCACUGCAGUAUCACGUAAAAAAAAAUGCUCUUUUGCUGGUUCCACAGGAUAAUGAGGCUUGAAGUUGUGAAGCCUUAUCGCCUAAUGAAACCAGAAGAGACAGCGGAAGUUUUUCACUAUCAUAUGUUGUGGGUCAUCAUCUUCCGCUCCAUGGCGCGGUACGCUUCCAAGUUCGGGAAAAUAUUUAUGCAUUACAAAUCUUGAAAAUAUCCAUUUUAUGCAUUACAAAUGCUACUUAGAAUUAUGCAUCACAAACCUGCCGCAAGAUCGUUUUUAAUGCGAAAACCAGCACCAUGCGCUACAGUUGUUGGUUACAAUGGACAGCUUCAAGGUCGUUUUGGAUAUCAUCUUUCACCAUAUUGUUGCACAUGUGCAUCUUGGCGCAUUGCAUCGCGCCCGGUUUAUGAACAAACAAAGAAAAUCAAAAAGACACACACGUAGACUACAUCAUCAUAGUAACCGACAAAAUAGGCCACCAAUAGAGUGCAGAAGUGGCUUAGACGCACCGCGUGACAGCUCGCUAAUGGGCUUGAUGACAAGAAAAGUCAUCUUUGAUUGCAACGUAGUUCCACCGUGUAUAAUGUCAUGCAGGAUGGUGUGGCUGCUCUCUGAUAAUGAUAUACAUAAUUUAACAUGACACCGUGGUGCGUAAUAUUAUCCACCAGCGGACUACAUCCAUAAUUUUACUCCAUGUAGUCAGGUGGUGGAUAAUGUUAUGCAGGAUGGUGCUACACGUGCAUAAAUUUAACAUUUUUUUUGAUUUUCUUUGAUUUUCAUACGGCUGGUGCUGGUACCAGGAUUCCAAAAGUCGGAUGUUGUCGCUUCCCUGGUCGACCAUCUGGUGGCACUCGAAGGCGCCCUUGCUGUUCUGUCGGUCUUGCAUAGAAUCUGGUUUAUUUAUCAAAUAGGCAUUUGUAAUGCGGUAAUUCACUAGUAAAAGGCAACCAAAAAACCACUUCUGCAUGCGUUUCGUCCAAAGCUAAAUUUGUGAAACCCGAAGCCACAUAGUAAAGCACCGACAUUGACAUCGCCAAUCGGUGUGUUCUUGUGUAUGAACGUCUCCUGGAAUGGUUUCAAGCCGAAGUACUGUGUUAGCAACGCCCAAAUCGCACAGGCCAGGAACUGCGUCGCGACCAAUUCACCGCCGUCGUACAACCUGUUGAUGGAUCCGGUCUGGAAGGCGAGAGCCACCAUGCACAGGUCGUUGAACUUGUGUUGCCCCUGCACUUUCCACUCAAGUAUCCUUCUGAAAAGCAGUACUGGCGUCGAUUUGUAAUGCAAAAUAAGCAUCAAGCUCUGUACUUUUACUACCUUUGAUAUGCAUUACAAAUUGACUACAGUACUGCUUUUUCACGUGAUACGCACCGGCCUUGUGCCGUACGGUGUGCAGCCGAACUUCGGGUCGGACGUGUCAACUUUUCCGCGCCAGAAAACCUGAGUUGUGACGGCGAGGAGGAUGAAAAUACUGCCAGCUCAUGCAUUUGAUGUCUUGCGACGGAGGAUAGUGCUGCAUGAUAACGACUUCGUUUGUGAUGCAAAUCCCAGACAUGCAAAGUCAAUGGAUGAUGCGACUUGUAUUGCUGCACAUGAUAACAAAAAACAUUCAAUACGUUUGCCCCAAGAGCCCCGCGGGACCGCACCUGCCCUUUGUCGUGGCCCAUCGUCACGUGCUUGUAACUGGUUGGCUGCCAGUCGUCCAAAUACUCCUGCAUCCACCACCACAAAUCGUGCCAGUCCGCUAGGGGGAUGAAGUGCAGCAGCAUCGUGUACCACAUGUGGCGAUGGAGGCCGUAAGUCUGAUUGUGUUUAGGUGUAGAAUUUGCAUUCAGAACACCAUGCAGAGUAAUAUUAUUCACCACCUGUAGAUGGAGGCUUGGCGGCGCGCUUUCUAGAAGCAGAGAACUAUCCGCUUCGUGUCCUUGUCGCCGCGUUUUGAACCACUAAUAAAUGGCCCAGCUAAGCUGGGAAACAGCGCGGCAAAGCAGCAACAACAACAAAACUAGAAAGGAGUCCGCUUUUCUAGGCUCUGUGGCGCCGUCGUGGAUAAUGUUAUCCACGACGGUAUCAUUUACAAAGGAGGCGCUACGUUUAUGUCGCUCAUAGUACCAUCGUGGAUAAUAUUCUCCACGACGGCACUGCAGCCGAUCUAGUUUCUAGAAUUUUACUUCAAAUGGUGCCGUCGUGUAUAACGUUAUACACGACGGCACCACAGCCGUUAAUGUUCAGCAAAAGGCGAAGUGUAGCUUGGUCUGCAGUGGGUACUGCGCUGCCCUGGGCGCGCACCAGGGCACCCGCUUUUGUGCGUAGUACCAGUCCCACACAGCCGGACUGUGAAAGCGACUCACCAAGGAGCAGCAGACGCUGACUGAAAGCCAGCAACUUAGUACGCUUUUUUGUCCACAGGUGGCCAACCCUGAUCAUCCUGUUAUGCUGCAGCCAUAUGGAUCAUUAUCGUCUACUAGAAAAGCAAAAAUCUUAGUACUCGUGCUCGCCAGUCGUUGCAGUCACUACCCAACCGUCCUAAUUUUGUUUGUGCUUGGAUUUCCAGCGCACACACCGGUAUAUCGUACAGAAAAGACGAAAGGGAAAGAGCAAAACAGUAUCUACAGGCCACGCAUCACACUCACGAUUUGCUUUUUCAUCAUCGCGCGUUCGAAGUCAUGCUGAGGGAACAGUGCCUCGAAAAUUGUCUCCUUCUAUGCUGUUACUGCUCUUUCCUUUCGAUUUAUUUCAUUUUCAUACGCCGUCAUCCAAUUCGUCUCGUCCACAUUCAUCAAAAUGUGUCGCCACUCCGAAGCCGCAAACUUCAUCACCAGCUCGCCUCCCGGGGCAGUGCGCAUCCACCACAAGAAGCAAAUAGCCUGAGUUUUUGACAAUUGAGUGCAAUUUGGCAUGCAUUACAACUUCUUCUCAUCAGAUGUCGCAUGUGAUAAUUCUUCAUGCAGAAGAAACAAAAGUGUACCAGUGACUCGGCGGGACCGAACGUUUCUUUCAAUUUGUCGGAAAAUAUCAAGGCAAACACGACAGACGUCUACGACAGCUUCUAGCGCUUAGCUAGAGGGCAGCAACGUAGACGUCUGACCAGGGGAUUCAAAUUCAUACGGAGAAACAGCGUAUUCCGGCACCACAUGCGGACGAUGGUCUGUAACCAAUACAGGUAAUUCGCGUACCCCGGUGGACACAGCGUCUUCAAGUAAAAUUUCGCUCUUCCGGUGUGGAUGCACCUCAUCGGUUUCGACCACGUCGUAUCACGCGCAGGCGCGUAUCUCUGCGCGUUGCCGCCCCCUAUCUGCAGAUGCCCGUGCCCCGCUGGUGGUAUGCCAGCAAGCGGAAAUGGAUUGAGUCCCAGGACGACGGGUGCUCCUGGUGCAAGUUGGACCGGUCCGGGGACAUAUUGAUUUGGUUGCGGAUUUGGGUGUUGUAAAAGGUGGACGGCGAUGGGGUUGGGCGGGCCGUUGUUCGGAUUCCCCUGGAGCGGCGCGAGCCCGUUCAUUUUCAAGUGGAUGCAGCUAGCUCUUUAGCCAGCUGUGAAUCAAAACAUCAGGGGACUUACUUAAUCUUACGACAAAAACUACAUCUAUAUUACGCGGAAACUACGACGCUGUUCUGCUGUGGUGCCGAAGAUGCGACGUGGUGUGCGACGGGUCUUUUCACUUGGUCCUGUGCAAGUACACCCAAAAUAAUGACGCUUUGGACGACCCGAGACAUGUACUAUAUUACUCGAACCGCAUAAAUGAAACGGAGCAACCGAGACCGGAUUUGAAUGGUGUGGUGCCGAUCGCGUCGAACAUCCUCGCAACAAACCUCACAAAAGCACUACCAUUCGACCGAACAACACUCGCACCCGCUGCUCCUAUCCAGCAGAGUGAUUUUCUCUCACAAUCGGUAUAUUUUUAUUUUUUUUCGCUCUUAACUGACGCCAAGUGCCAUUUUGUUCCCGUGUAGAUCUUCCUGAUAGGUGCUUUAUACAUGUCAGAAAUGCUGAGUAUGUCCUCUCUGUAAUCAGCUUCUGAGUUUCAGCAUAUGCACCAAAUCUAAAGCUUCAACACCAGCUCGUUGGCUGCGGCCGGCCCCACAGGUCGUGAUCAAAGUCAUCUGAUGGAGAAGCUAUUUUGGUUGAAAUACGGCCUAAAUCAGGUUGACAUCCUGUACAUUUCGUGUUGGAUGAAGCUCCUUUAUGUUCCUGAUUCUAGGAAAAGUCGUUGUAUUUACAAUACAAAUACUCAAGUUCGAAACUUUUUAUAUUUAAAUUUUAAAACAGUAAAAUGUGAUGCAUUUUUUCAAACAUAAGCCAGACCACACGAGUACAAGAUGCGGGAUCUGUCCUCAUGCAGGCUGGAAGAGGGCGUGACUGAUUCCUAAGUGACCACCUGUAUUUGGUGGCCACUAAAAACAAAAGAAAACUCUGAUACUUCUUCAUUUUGAAAUUAAGAUUGCUGUAAUUUUGUUGUAAACAACACUAACAGAUCGAAAUUUCCUAAAUUCUUUAUUCUCAAAUUUUCCUUCUCCACCACGACGUCAGCCUGCUUCGAAACCACUUUAGCCGGUGACCUUCUUCGCCCGCGGCUUUCGCUUGGGCUUCACCUCCUCCACGGUCUCCUCGUCCUGCUGGGUCAUGUCCUCGGACAGCAUCGAGUUGGGCAUGGUCGACUGCGUCUCAGAAGCAUCUUUAUGAACCACAAACGCUAUUAUCAUGCAUCUUUUUCUCGCUCUUAUACAUGUUUUUCAAGCCAACACCUACCAGGAUUUGGCUUCUGCAUGAGUAAUGUGGGAGGAGAACUGCAAACACACACACUUAUUUGUGGCGCAUAAGAUGAAUCCUUCUUUUUGGCCUUCUUCUCACGGGUGGCUUUGUUGCCGACCGGCUUUUGUUCCUUUUCAUCGCGCUUCUUCACGACACUGGACUCGGACGGCUUGCGGUUGCUGGACGGCGGGGGCUCCACCUCCUUGGACCGCAACUUCACAUUGGCCGGGGUCCCCACCACGGCUUCGUCCACCGGGUUCUGGCCGAAGGGCGGGUCCGAGAACAACGCGUCCAAUUCGUCCAGCGGUUUCUCGAGAAUGGGGCUUUCAGCAAACCAGCUGCUGUCCAUCGCGGGGAUUUGGGGGGACGGCCCGACAAGGUCGAUGCCGCUGGUGUUCAUCCGGGGGGUCAUCGCGGACUCCCCCGGAACGUGCGCCACCUGGUUUUUAUCAAAAUAAAAUUUAAAGAUUGCAAAGCACGCAGCUUCUGAGGUAGUGGUCUAUGUAACCGAUAUCAUGCGGCUUUAUUUUCUCAAACUACAAAACGACCUGGCUGAAAUCGAGAUACAGCUACACAAUAAACAUAAAAAAAUUAAAUUCCAAUCAGAUAGUACUGUGGACGCCGGGAUGGUGGGCGCGGACAUACUCAGCAUGCCGUUCAUCAUGGGGUUCGGCUGGUGGCUCGGGGUGAAGUUCAACUGUUGCACCGGCGACGGGGUAAUGGCACCACUGCCGGCGGCGGACAUCCCGCUGUUCAUCAACAUGUUCGCCAUCGGAGUUUGACAACCAAAUCCCGUCGGGGUCAUUCCGCCGUUCAUCAGCGCGAGCAUCCCCUGCGGAGUGGAGGCACCAGACUGCAUCAUCGGCAUCAUGGGUUUGAUGUGGAUGUCGGAGGAACCCGUGGGAAAGAACUGCGAGGUGAUGUUCGGCCCCUGGACCUGCGUGUACUGAUAUCCAUACGAAAAUCGCGAGUCAAUACACACCCAGAGAUCAGCAUUUUGCUACUAGUUAGGCACUUGUUAGAAAGGUGAAAACGCUAGCAUUCAUAUGCUACAACAUGCGCAGCAACUGACUGCGAACAAGUGCAGUACUGACUCGAGAUUUUCAGACCAUAUGACCGUCGUCAUCUUUUCCUUUCCAAUUUUCCGAAAUUAUGCUGAUAAACUCCUUGACUAAACGCUGUUUUUUUGAAUCCACGACGCAGAUCUGCAUAAAGAACAAAGGAUGUGAUGCUAGUAUCCUUUUAGACGAGGAGUUUCAUCAGCAUAAGAUCAUGAACAGGGCCAACCCGUACUCGCACCGAAAUCCUUGGAUCGGGGCCACGGAAAACACCUUUUUUUUAAAUUUAGAAAAUAAAAUGAAUAACUUUUGCACUGAUCGCGCAUGACAAGCAACGUUGUGCAUACCAUAUGGACCACUGUCAUGCAGCAAGUAAAAGUGUAAGACGCAAUACCAUGUACGGCGACAGUCCGCAGAGAAAGACGAACUGACACCACUGGGACCGGCAGGUGAUGGCCUCGGUGACAUCGUCCAGCGGCUGCUCACAACAGCAGCUCAUCGUGUUGUGGCACUGGUUGGGCAACAAGUGGACCAGUUCUGUGAUGUUAAAAACAAAUACUACACUUCUAAAUUUUGUCAAUCCAAAAACGCAUAAUUUGUCAUGCAACGCAUCAAGUCACGUACUACUCACCAAAACAUAAUAAAGAAUAAGCAUAUACGCUGGGUGGCUCCGGUGAACGGCUGCUUCGAGAUGGCCUCGAUCGGGGUGAUUCCUUGUUGCACCUGGGCCAUGCGAUCCUCUUCUUCUUGGAUCAUCUGCUUCACCAUCGCUUUUUGGUUGGCGGUCCAGCGCCGGACCUGGAUUUGCGUUGGCACACCGCCAGCCGGAGGAGCCAUAACAGCACGCAUCUUUUGUUCCGCGAUUGAUAUUAUUUUGCUUCAGUCACUCGUUUAAAAGUAGUUUCUUUUCCUAAAUCCAAGCAGUCAAUCAGCACAAAAGCAAAAACCAAAACGAAAGAACCGACUUGACCCAAAAUCAACGAGACGAGGCACGACGAGAUCGAACAGACAAUCUAUGACAUUGAAAAAGCAUGUCUGUGGUGGUGUAUGUAGACGACCCAAAGUCCUCACGGGUACGCUUUAGAUCGAAGAGAACACCCAAAAAAUAGAGCUUUCUUGCGCGCAGUGUUAGAGUUGCAACCUUUGCAGUGCUAUUUUUCUUCUUUAUGAUCAAGACGUUCGCGCCUUUUUUCUAUUUCUUUAAAUCCGACGUCAAGACUACUAUCUACACACAGCACACCUUCCACAUACUCAGUUUUUCAAAACGUAACAACUCGAAGUCACAUCAUAGCAGCACAGCCACAGCUUUUUUUCCUUUCAUCUUCGCGCAGCACAGCUCCACUUGCCGCAUCAGCACCUUCGCCGUACCGCCGGUGGAUUUAGCGUUUAGGGACGCAUCCGCAAAGGACCUGGGCGACCUUCUAACUAGCUAGUUUAAUGUGUGGGUUUUGAACUACGUAUUUUAAAUGAACAUUCUUCAAAAAAUAGUAGCUACUUUUUUUUAAAAAUAGUGCUGAAGUUAAUUCCUGAGCGGGUUAUAAUGUCCGUGGCCUGGUUAUAACGGGCUUCGUCCAUCGAUUGUGCCACUAGGGCCUUGUGUUCCGGCUACUCCGGAAGAUCGCAAUCGAUGGAGGGCGGGACCUGCACCGGCGACAGGCGCUAUCCAACCAACCAACCAACCAACCAAGUCUCAGAAUCUUCCAGGCCCAGACAUUUUUACAUUUGAUAGGCCAAGAACCGGGGCAACUACCCGAACAAACUGAACGAGUUCUUGGCGCGGGAGUUUGCUGAGCAGGAGAAAAUCAUGCGCAAAAAGCUGCAAAAGAAAACAGACAAAAUAAUUUCUGCGCAAGAGACGAAGUUGGAGCUGCGAUCUCAACAAAAAAAGGGCAAAGCAGGCAGUGGGAAAAACACAAAGGGGGCAGCACAUGAGCAGGCCGAAAAAAUCGUCGUGGAGGCGGGUUGCGGUCCGAAGAACUCUAAGCAAAUGCUAACGCUGUGCCCGGCGUCGACGAGAGUCAUCAAAUCAACUUCCUUUUUGCAAGCCGACGACAUCAAGACGGAAAUUUUGCAAGCCGUCUUUAAUGUCGAUACCCCAAGCAAACUCCUCAACUCUGCUGCCGAAGCACAGCGCUUGAUUAGCGAUAUUGAGAGGAAAAAUCCCCCCUCCCCAUAUUGAAAAGGUAUGUUUCCAAAAAUUUGUCGUGUUGCGGAUUUGAGGUCACAAAUCACAUCUGUCUUGCAAGAAGACACGGGCAGAAGCUUCCAACCCAUUUCCAUUAUGGGAGCGAUUUGUCAUGCUGUUGGGCCUAAAGGGGGGCCGUUUGCCAUGCUGAACUACUAGACCCAUACGCCCCUAGCUAGCCUGGGGGUCUGGCUGCAGUGCCUCUCUGCAAUACAAAGCAGAUUUGUGGGCACAAAUCAGCAUCACAAAUUUCCGUUUUGAGAUGGGGAGGGGGGAUUUUUCAUUUUGAUAAGCGCGCGCGGGUAUUCGGAGAAAGAUGCUGACGGGAAUCCCAGGGUGUCAAUUUUGCCGUAUCAAAGUGAAAAAAGCCCCCACCCCAUGUCGGAAACGGAAGAUGCGCGAAUUUGUGAUGCUGUAUUUGAGUACACAAAUCGACUGGUAUUGCUAGAAGGCCAAGAGACGAAGCUGCGGCCUAAAUUGCAGGUAAUCUGUCAUGCUGUUUCCCACUUCCAGUUGCCUCCUGUCAUCCCGGAGCUGCAAGGCUUUGCCACCCUAGACAGCACUACAGUCCGCAUCUUUUGCCUUCUAGCAUCACAAAGCUGAUUUGUGACCACAAAUCUGCAUCACAGAUUUCCGCUUUGAUAUGGGGAGGGGGCAUUUUUCAUUGCAAUAUGCCUCUUAACGUGGCGGCACUUGUUUCUUACGGCGAAAACAAGCUGUCCGGUGCAGUAGAAGACCGGCUGACGCCGGACAAGGGUAGAGAUGACAACGAGAAGGGUUUCGUGCAGAGAAAGGUGGAGGAAGCUAUUGGACUGAUGGGCGGCACGGUAUAUGAAUUGCAAAUGUGUCUGGGUUUGGAAGAAUGCAAGUCCAAGUUUGUCAUGCUUGUCAUCUCACAUGAUGAUGAUUCUUAAAUCUGUAAUGCAUGAGCAGGAAAAAUAAAGGCUGGCAGCUUUUCCUUUUUUCUGUCAUGCAAAUAUGCAGUUUGUCAUGCGCAAAGCGAAAUACACAGGAGCUCCAAAACUUGUCACGCGUGGCUGGAUGCUCGCUGCAAUGCGCCCACCGUUCUUCACAAACUAGCGUCACAAGUUUCCAGACCCAGACACAUUUGCAAUGCAUACGGUAGAAAACCUGGUCGAAGCGGUUUUGUCGGGUGUGUUUGUGCGGAUUACCGACCCAAGACUGUCAGGAUAUGCAUUGCAAAUAUGCCUGGGCCUGGAGGGAUGAGGAUGUAACUUGUGCUCCUGGUUUUGGAUUCUGAAAAAAAUUGUAUUGCAUGAGCAGGAUGUGGAGUCCAGUUUUUGCAACGCGGAAUGGCAUUUCUCAUGUGGUAUAGGCAUCAGGAAGUAGCCGUCGCAAAUUCUGUGAUGCUAGGGCAUGCCUCACAGACGUCAGGAGUCAUGCAAAAGGUGCAUGGCAAGCCUUGCAUCUUCCUUCCAGACCCAGACAUGUUUGCAUCUGAUACAUCAGAAGUUGAGACGACUGAAAAACAGCAGCAAGGAAUUUUCAAGUUGAAGCACCCUCAAAAGCAGCAGGGCUCGAGCCAACGGCUGCACCGCCUUCCGGAAAUGGUGCAGCGUGACAUUUUCGGCGGUGAACGUGUUAAGGAGUGCAACGAAGAAGUGUGGGUCUGGAAUGAAAUUCUCUUUUUAUUGCUGGUUCAGGAAUCAUGAGGACGGCGACGGCGCAACCAAAAACUGACGGACAAUCCUAGUUGAAGUUGUGUUUGAGUAUUGUUGCUUUCCAUUCAGAAGUUUCUGCAUGACGAGCGCCAUAGCUGCAAACUGCUUUUUUCGUGACAAAAAAAUGAAGAAGUAGCUUUUUGGCAGCGUGCAUGAGAGACUUGCUAGCCAGCAAGCAUCACAAAGAACUAGAUAUGCGUUUACUUUGUUCCAGACCCAGACAACAUAUUUACACUUGAUGCGCGAGCUCAAAAGGCAACUGAGCUUGACCUUGGACGGGCAGAGCCGAGGGACGAGAAGCGACGAUCGCAGAACAGUGCUGGAUGUUCGCGGCAAGGGCGGGCUGGUCGACGUGUGGCCGCUCGUAACACUGACGCUGGGCGUAGUGGAUGUCCUGGAUCAGUUGCUCCCCGCACAGUCGAUACUUGAUAAGCCGCAAGUGUUCGCGCAGAUCGAGAAUGUGCUCACCGACUUGGUGGUUCCAAAGUUGAACGAGCUCUUCGACCUGAGAUUUUUUCAGAACUUGCUGGUCAGCUUCGACUUUUUUCGGCGAGCCUACUUGCAAAUCGAUCAGAAGCCUGCGCAGUGCUCAGUGGAACAACUCCUGGACCCUGGCGCCAGCGCAACCUGUCGUGCCCUGAGAGGGUCAACAUCUCCAAACCAGAGUCCAGAAGCAACAAAAGCACAAGCAGCGACUUGCCCCUGUCGUUGGGUUUCGUUCGAGACCGCGAAGAACUGCCCCAGAGCUCUGUGGUCCGAAGUUGAUUCUACUUCGCGCGAGGGUUCUCGAAGACCUCUCGCGGAGCAGGAUGACGCGACUCUUCUGCCUAUCCAUUGCAAAGAUUGAUAUCUGGGUCCUCUGGGAAAGCGGGACCGCUGAAGCUUGUUUUGCAUUUCUGCAAAAUCUUGAUCAUGUUCUGUGUUGCAUGACCAAGAACAAAAGUGGCGCCCGAUUCGCCAUGCAAAAACGCAGUGUGUAUGUACUGUAGUGAGGUCACCGGACGGCUCUAGCCGGGGAGUUUUUUUGACAUUUACCGAGAAAAACGGCCGGCGUUUUUCAAUCGGCCGGAAGUGUUUUUGAACGCAAAGAGUUUUGAUUUAUCAAUCGGUCGGGGCGUUGCCAACAAACAAGCCCGGUCGAAUUCUAUCGACUUCCAAUCGAUGGAUAAAACGACGCAGGGGAGCUGGCAAAAGUGGCGCCCUUCUGGGGCGACCCGCGCACCUAAUUCAGCCGAUUUGGGGCGCGAAAGCAAAGUCCGCGAAAAGGUGAAAGCCAUGCCGCAUGUUAUGGCCCCGAUUUUGGGUGCCCAUAAGGUCGGCCCUGGUGGAGCCCCUGGCGGGGCCGUACCGUGCGGGAAAGCGUUUCGUCUCUGAAAGGAGCGGAGGCGUGAUUUUUCAACAGAAAAAAACCAAAGAACGCAAAUGCCGCCACUGGCAGCAAGCUAAUCCGGAUGCUACGGGCCCGAUUUGGGGCGCCCAAGGGGCCGACCCUCGCGGAGGCCCUAGCGGGGCCAUCAUGGCAUGUGGGAAGGCCUUCUGGCUAUGCAGGCUGACUGGAAGCGGGCGACUUGUGGCCGCGAUAUCUAUCUACCGCCCCCGACGCCAUGCAGGGCAACGCGUCGGGGGCUGACAGUCGAAAAAGCCAUUGUGUCCUCACUACCCCCAGGGACGCGGCAACUCUUGGCAUUGAGUAGUCUAUUAGAUUGGUGAUCAUGAGGAUCAAGAUUUUAGAUGCGUUUGCGUACACCGCGUACUGCUAGCUUCUUCUACGCACAAGCAAGCGCGCUAUAAACUUGUCAUGCAUGGCAGCACGACCUGGAUCCGGUUCAACUUGAAUGAUCCGGAGUUCAGCGUCUCAAGUAUCCAGACCCAGACAUGUUGGCAGUGCAUACUACCUCCGGGAGCUGUCCGUCUGUACGUUUUGCAUGUUGCCUCGUGCAUGGCCCCAAGUGGGGCCCAACCGUGCGAGAUGCGGGUUUACGACAAGUACCAAAGCCACGAGCUCGCGGAAGAGGCAAAACGAGUUCAUGACGAGGUGCGCAAUCCCGAACGCCAAGCGGGAUGGUUCGCUGGGAAGAAGGUACGGGAUGCUGACAAAAAGGCUGCGGCGGAAGGCCGGGAUCUGGCUGCGCACUAUGAGAACGAGGUGAAGCUUGCGUUUUUUCACCACAUUCCUCCUAGCGUCUACCGCGACGUGUUGCGCCCGCUGCUAGGAGUGCGAAAAUGGGUUGCGCUCAUUGUCGAAGAUGACUCGCACCGCGGCGGCAAUCAUGCCAAAGUCCGGAAUAGUUUCAGUAGCAUGAGUUCUCCGUGCAGUGUGAAACUGUUCACCGAGCUUUCCGGCGCGCUAGAAAAGGAACUUGCGCUUUUGGAACUUGAAACGGCAAAGCAAACCGCGGAAGCUAUAGCCAACGCAGUGGCCGCGUCGUCCCACUCCGACGCAUUGGGGGAUUCCGCGGUGAGCAGUGAAUCUAAAGGCCGCCGCAAAUUUAAAUACUUUCCAUUCUUCAAUUUUGGUCCCAACAAGUAUCGGAGUGUCAGAUUGGAAAAAGUCGACAAAGUUGAAACGAUUUUGCGCGAUGCAUAGUAUUCAUAGUUGUAAACUCGACGCCACGAGCUGCGAGCUGGAGCCUGCCAAAGCUCUAAGCGGGGCAUGGCAAAUUUUGGAUCGCACUGCUUGGGCAAAGAAGAUUAAGAUCUCGACUGUCUUGUUGCUCGUGCGACUUUAGUAGCUGUUUUUCUGGCUCCAGGCUGCAUGAUAGGCACCACAGUCUUCUACAAUUAUCCCCCUCACUUGAUGUUGCCAUCUGUAGUACAAGGGAUACAUCGCUCAUAAAUUGCGCUUUGCAUAAACAUAAUUUGUAUUUGACAAAUUAUGCGAGGCCACCUCGCAUACAUACGGAAAAUUUCAAUUUCAAUUUUUGAUCAUUAUGAAGAUCCCCAUGCAUUAGCGUUACAAGCUAGCUCAACUCUGUCGAUUUCUCCAGUCUGGCGCUUCCAUAGCAUGGAAAUUGAGGAAAAGUUGAACGCUUUGCUGGAAGAAAAAAAGAAGAGGCAGGACACGCUAAGAACGAUCAAUGGCAAGAAGUGGAAGAAGAAACUAGGCAAUAAGAAGACAUGGCGCAUUGAUGAUGGCGCGUUGUCUAUCCCAAGGAAAAAGUGCUACAGUUAGUACACUGCAUUUUCAUUUACCAUAAAAUCCUGUUCUGCAACGCAUCGUAAAACAUGCUCUGCAUGACAAAAAACUUGCAACGCGGAGAUCAUAAUUGAUGGAAACAGGUACAAAGCGAGACUCGCGAAGCAUUUUGCGCAUGGCGCCAGGGGUCCUCGCCGGUUCUGCAAAAAUACAGGAUGUAACUGUAGCGCUUUUUUCUCAUUCAUAUUGACCUUGUUCAAGUUCGAAAGGUUCCAGUUCCAAGUCACGACCGAAAUCGACGCUAGCAACGGAUACCCGAAGAGAAAACUGGUGCUGGGCUGCAUGUUUCAUUUCGAUGAAAAGGCAGGCGGAGUGUGGAAAAUCCAAAGCCGCGGGGGCGACGGUAGUAGAUCAACAUGCACUGAAGAAGAUGUCACAUAUGCAAAUAUGCGUCCGCCUAAAAGUUCCCUCGGUCCCCUGCCAACUGCAAUGCCUAGUCCCUAACGCCGGGCGACGCGAAACAAGGCAAAGGCAAGGCGUAAAGUAAGGCAAAAACCGCGGAAUCGGAAAUUUUGUUGCAGAAAAAUGUAGAUCAUGGUGUGCUGAUUUAGAUUUUGGAUCCAUGCCCGAGACCAUUUGCAUGUGAUGUUUCAGCAAGAAUGAGCUGUAAAGUACUUACUUUACAACGAAGACGAAGUGCAAGUGGAAAUGCUAAAAGAAGUCCUAUUCGUUCUUGUCGCCCACGGUUCUACUCUAUCUGUGGUCGACGGUCAAAGCACACUUACUCUGUUUGGCUUUUGCAUCCAGAUACUUGUUUUAUUUCGUCUCCUAUCUAUAAAUGGGCUCUCAAGCAUGAUUUUUUUCAACUAUCGUCUCACAAAAAUUAAAAAGUCGAAGUCCCAUUUUCUGUUUUGUUUUAUUUUCAUGUUUAGCUUUAAGGUAGUCUUUGUCAUAGUAGUUGCAGCGAGGAAACAGAACCAAAAGUAACGCACUAGGUAGGUGAUGUCUGAAGAAUAGGUAAGUUUCUCUUCGGUUGUUUUUUGCCUCCAGCAAGUGUAUUUGAAUUCGGGUCCGUCAUCCUCUUUCAUCGUCGCAGAUAAGUACACCAUAAGUGAGUAGCCUUUCAAUGCCAAUUAAAAAGGUUAUUUUUUCAAAGCGUCCUUUUUUUAUUUUUUGUUUUUUGUAUUCUAGCGUCAACAGCGCUCGACUAACAUAGAUGUUUUUCGCUUUUGUAGUUCUAGUUUCUUGUUUGGUAUCUUUAUUUCAGUUUUUCUUUUUUGCUUUCAGAGCUCGGAGAAGGCUUUUGCUCGAGCGAGCUUUCAACUUUUCGGGUUUCUUUACAAAACAAGCGAAAUGUCUCAGCAGCUACCUGCUUCGGUUGUUAACCGAGAGAACAAGGUCAGCUUUUCAAGCUGUGGGAAAACAAAAAGUAGCGGUUUAAUUGAUGGAAGCAUAAGCAAGUUUAAUGCCUCUCUUUUUCUCAGCUCCAAGCCAAGGCAGCAGUAGCAACGUUGUAUUUGUAAUAUUCGAAUAGCGCGAGAAGCAGGCGGAAGUGGAACGCAGACGAUUGUAUUACUUAGGUGCUCAGCUUUUAUGUUCUUUUUUUUUUCAUUUUGUUCCCUUUUUUUCCUUCUUUUUCCCCUUUUUGUUAAUUCCACAACGGGAAUUCGGUUUCGUGUCGUGUGUUGACUGUGCUCGUAGAGCAACCAAGUAGUUACUUCGUUAAGUAGGGUCGUAGCUACGUGAAAAGGGUCUAGCUAAUAACAUGAUGACGUGAAUGCACGGAGACCUCUCCUGAACUAAUUCUGCCUGUGCCUGGCUCAAGCCUUGUGCUUGCUGCCUAUCUGCUAGCAAAUGAUAUACUUUGUUUUUGGAGUGCGUGGCACUCCGUCGCUGGUGAGCUUCCUGGUGUUCUCAUGCGUUGCACGAUCCACAGUUACGGAACCGAGUCGGUUUUCUGUUUCAUUUUUGUUUUUUUUUUUGUUCGUUGCCAUGCUUUUUUUCUUUGUGUGUCGGACGUCACCCACUGAUUCCCGACUACAUUUUCGACCCUCGCGGAUUUGCUUCUUAAGUAGCUAACUUCAAAGCAAAUCCCCGAGAGUCGAGUUACUUUUUAGAGUAAGCUUAAAGCUCAGCGAAUGAUGUUCGCUGACUGCCCUCCGGAAUAUUUCAGUUUGUUUUCGAUUGUCCAAAGUAUAUUUUUUUUUCCCGCCUUUUUUUUUUUCCUUCACGUUGCAUUUCUAAUGUUUCGCAUGAUUUUAUCGAUUUCGCCUAAACUCAUCUUACGUUCUUUCAUCGGCACUAGAACUAGCAAACCAAGUGGCAUGACUUAUUGUGAUUAGGAUCAUCAUGAUAAUUUAUUUACAGCUAGCAAGUGAAUUGUUAAUGUUUUCGAGUACAACUACUUUCAGCACUAUCACGACGACGUCAAGCCCAAUAAACGUACUAGCAGUAUAACUGCAAAAGCAAGAUGACCAAUUCCAAUAGUAAUGGAGACGCGACGAGAUACGUAGCACAAGAACUAUGAAUCGAAGAACUAUGAAUCGAAGAACUGUUUUAUUUUUCCCUACAACUCCCGACCAUCUGUGUGCUGGUGGCGUUUGUUUAUAUAUGGAUCCUGCGCUUGUUUUCCAAACAGUAACAGACCAGGAGUUCUUGCUGCGCUCAGAUCAUGCAGGUCCAGAACAAGACUAAGUAAGAUAUGACAAGUCGAUCGCUUAUUUAUAUUUUCAUACAGCUGUCCAUGUCCU